Molecule: messenger RNA, 495 nt
Organism: Colletotrichum gloeosporioides
Lineage: Eukaryota; Fungi; Ascomycota; Sordariomycetes; Glomerellales; Glomerellaceae
Product: Cyclin-dependent kinases regulatory subunit
Exons: 4
Coding region: 1-495 (164 amino acids)
Biological process (GO): regulation of mitotic cell cycle
Cellular component (GO): cyclin-dependent protein kinase holoenzyme complex; SCF ubiquitin ligase complex
Molecular function (GO): cyclin-dependent protein serine/threonine kinase activator activity; histone binding; ubiquitin binding
Source: RefSeq, a predicted model, not a curated record
AUGGAUAUCGACAUGAGCCGUCGCAACAAGGUCCCGCGCCCUCUGUCCGACUCCGAACGGGGUCGAUUGGACGAGUUCAUCGACUCCAUCCACUACUCGGCACGCAGGGACCGCAUGGAACUGACCCAGUCCUCCGCAUCUAGGUAUUCCGACAGCGAAUUCGAGUACCGUCAUGUGCAGCUCCCCAAGGCCAUGCUCAAGGCUAUCCCCAAAGAUUACCAUGAUGCCAGCCACGGAACGUUGAAGCUGCUUUGGGAGGAGGAAUGGCGCGCACUUGGUAUCACUCAGAGUUUGGGCUGGGAGCAUUACGAGGUUCAUGAGCCGGAGCCGCAUAUUUUGCUGUUCAACCCCCUCAGUGAUUCGAGAAGCGAGGCGAAUUCCUUGUUACCCUGCAAACGCGGAACACAUGCCCGCCUCCCGCUCCGCAGAUUUCCUGUGUGGGCAACGCUUUCAACGACACGAAUGACGGCCAUUGAUGACGGAAGCUUUCUCUAG